AUGCUAGUUUCCAGGUUUUACGGUUCUUUGACUCGUCAUAGUUUCUGUAAUAGCAUCAAAAGAACAUCAAGAUUAUACUACUCAUCGAAAGAUCAAGAUAGUAACAAUACCGGUUCCUCCACACUAGGAGAGCAGCUGGGUGAGGAUCAAACAUCACGUACAAGAGGUAAGAAACUGAAACCUUCCAAGACGAAUUUCCUAGUUUUAGAUCCAUCGCAGACUGGUUUAUUGAAGAGAAGACAUACUCCAAGUUAUUUUAGAAGUAAUAAUGGUAAAAAGCUAUCGAUUUUAGAGGGUGUUGAGUUGGGUGCAGACUCGAACACAGGAGCUCCUAGAAGAUCAAGACAUUCAACUAAGAUUUUACAAGAGAUUGAGGCGCAAAGAAUGAAACUAUUGGUAUUCAAGAGCUCAGUGUCCAAAGAACAAGCGGUACGAUCCAUUAACUAUCAAAAACCAUCGACUAGCAAUAUGUCGAGACUUAGGUAUGAUCAGUUAAAGCACUUGUUGGAUUCAGCCUACACUUUACCGCAAUUGAGGGCUUAUACAAAGAAAUAUUAUGGUAUUGCACAUAGCAAGACUACAAAGGAUACAUUAAUCAAAACAAUUAUGGAUGAUUAUUGGAAAUGCGAACCUAAUGAUUUUGUGGAUGAAUCAGAGGAUCUCAUCCUUGAACGUAUUAUUAAUGUUGAUAUCAGAGACAUGUAUUUGCUUCUAUUAACCAAUAAUGGUAAAAUUUUGAACAAUUUCUCACGUAUUGGUGCUACCUUAGCAGUGGCAUUAGAUGAAAAUAUUAUGAUUGUAAGAGGUACAUCGCCCAUUAUUAAAUAUGUGGAAGUUUCAUUAUCGAAUAUUUUGGCUAAUGUCAACACCAUGACAAUGAAUUUAAGACAAUUUAUUUCCAACCAUUCCGCAAGGAAUGAAAUAAUGAGCGAUAUGAAAUUAAAUGAAUUGAUUUCAUUAAUUCAAAGAGAAAGUGCAGUUUUCUUCGAACUAAUGGGCUCAGAACCAGGUGAUGAUGUAUAUAGAAUAUCCGCAUUCGGUCAUAAGAGAGUUUCCAAGGCUCAGAACCUUUUACUUUGGGGGACUCAGUACCAUCCACAAUUGUCGGAAAAGGUCGAACAGCUUCAUAUUAACGGUCAGGAUGUAAACUCAUUUGCAAAAUUCCCUUUCACAGAUAUUGAAAGCUUGGACUGGAUUAAUAGAAAUAAAGACUGGUACAGAUUACAGAAACCUAUUAGUAAAAAGGAUGUACCGCAUAUUGCAGUACCAAGUCAUGAAAAUAUCAUCCCUACUGACGAGAAACUUGAUCAAUGGUACGACUUUCUCAUGGAUCAAAAGAAAGAACCACAAAUGAUGGCACUCAAAUUAGAUGAACCACCCAAGAAAAUGUUUAGCAUGACUUUAGGACAAUUGUUGACCACUAACGAUGGCAACGACGCUUUGUUUGAAACCAAGAUCCCACAAGUAAUGACAAAACUGUUAGAAUUGCCACUUUACGAUUCAUUGACUAGCAAAGAUGAACUUUACACUAUGGACCAACAUGAUUAUUAUGUGCAAUUAAAUUUUAUACCCAAUCUUUCCAAUGUUCCGCAUACAAAUGAAAACGCACCACCUAUAGAACUUUGGUUUGAAUUAGACGAGUACGAUGUUGCCAUUAUCAACUCUGUUCGCUGUAUAACACAAUUACAACAAAGAAGUCUCUUCGUACAAACCCCACAGCAACCUCGAGACAUAAAGGUCAAUGUUGAUACUGUAGCUGAAUUGACAGAAACAUAUGAAGACGGCUUAGAAAACUGGCUAUCACGCCAACCCGGCAUUAGGAAGUUUUUACAGGAUUCAAGGCUCACUUUUCAAAGUAGGAAAAAUUUGGUUAUACCAGAAUCCAUGGAUGUUAAUCUACAUCAUGUCAAUGGUGAAAAAUCCAGUGUUCAAUACGACUACGUUAAUGCCGUUUACCACCGUAUUUUACGUCUCAAAUACAUGGACAAGUAUUUAGUUCAAUUCUCUGAUAUCAAAGGCGGCAGCAGUGGUGCAAACCAUACUCAAGUAGAUUUCAUCGGUGGUGAACUUUUGAGUCGCGAUGAUUUCAAGCAAUUCGUCAAAGACGUCUCACAAUUCGUGUAA
Zygosaccharomyces rouxii is the source of this 2124-nucleotide messenger RNA. It is a transcript of the gene SLS1, whose product is annotated as Sls1p. The transcript has a single exon. The record is from RefSeq and is a predicted model, not a curated record. Lineage: Eukaryota; Fungi; Ascomycota; Saccharomycetes; Saccharomycetales; Saccharomycetaceae. Bases 1 to 2124 code for a protein of 707 amino acids. Gene Ontology annotation, cellular component: mitochondrial inner membrane.